AUGUCUCGGAGUCUCCGCACCCAAACGGGAAGGCGCGUGGGACUUCGGCCGUGCAUCAUGAAGCUUAGUAGCUAUACUCUUUCCUCCGGUUGGUUCUUUCGGGACCUGGAAUCAGAAGACUGGAUGCCCGUAUCAACAGUACCCUCCGUUGUGCAACAGGACCUGAUGGAUAACAACAAGCUGGAAGACCCAUUUCUCGAGCUAAAUGAGAUCAAAGCACGAUGGGUCAACCAAAAGUCCUGGGUAUACCGCAACAAGUUUGAAAAGCCGACCUUCCUUGACAACGCCGCAAUUGACUUGGUCUUUGAUGGGCUGGACACCUUUGCCACAGUCAAAUUGGAUGGUCAAGUGAUUCUGCAAUCCGACAACAUGUUUCUAGGUCACCGAGUCAAUGUGACGAAAAUAUUGGAAGCGGAGGGCCAGCACACGUUGGAAAUUGAAUUCGACUGUGCCGAGAUUAAAGCUCGCGAAUUACAAAACCAGGAUCCAUCUCAUAAAUGGGUAGGAUUUAACGGGGACAUGUCUCGUCUGGCGGUCCGAAAGGCUCAAUACCAUUGGGGCUGGGAUUGGGGACCGGUGCUAAUGACGGCAGGCAUUUGGCGUCCAGUCCGAUUAAAUGUCUAUACCGCACGUGUGGCUGAUCUUUGGCCUGAGACAAAAUUAUCUGUCAACCAAGAGACUGCGGAAGUGAUUGCCGCAUUGAAGGUGGAAAGCACCGGCGUUGAAGAAUACACAGCUCGGUUUGCUCUGAGUCUACAUGGCAAUGAAAUUGCUCACCAGGACAUACCGGUUGGCACUGACAAUGAGGCCCAAAUCACAUUUCGUGUCAAUCGUCCCGAGCUCUGGUGGCCCCACGGAUAUGGAUCACAAACCCUCUACGAAGUGUCAGUGCAGUUACUCCAUGGAGAAGAAAUCAUGGAUCAAAAAUCAAAGAAAUUCGGAAUUCGAAACGCGGAAAUAAUCCAGCAGCCUGACAAGCAUGGGAAAUCAUUUUUCUUUCGCAUUAACGGCAUGGACAUAUUUUGUGGUGGCUCUUGCUGGAUACCUGCGGACAGCCUUUUGACCAAAAUCACCCCCGAGCGAUAUCGCAAUUGGAUCGAACUGAUGGUUGAGGGGCGACAAGUGAUGAUCCGCGUAUGGGGCGGUGGCAUUUACGAAGAUUCUUCAUUCUACGAAGCCUGCGACGAGCUGGGAGUGAUGGUAUGGCAAGACUUUAUGUUUGGGUGCGGAAACUAUCCAACAUGGCCAGCUCUUCUGGAAUCCGUGCGGCAAGAAGCGAUAUAUAACGUGAAGCGAUUACGACACCAUCCCUCCAUCGUCAUCUAUGUCGGUAACAACGAAGACUACCAAGUUCAGGAGUCAGUCGGCCUCACCUAUGAUUUCGAGGAUAAAGAUCCCGAAAAUUGGCUCAAAUCAGACUUUCCCGCACGAUACAUUUACGAGAAGCUGCUACCGGAGGUGACUGCAGAGUACUCGCCACAGACGUUUUACCAUCCAGGCAGUCCGUGGGGGGAUGGGAAAAUCUCAUCGGACCCUACAGUGGGCGAUAUGCAUCAAUGGAAUGUGUGGCAUGGAACCCAGGAAAAAUAUCAAAUAUUCGAUACUCUGGGUGGCCGAUUCAACAGUGAAUUCGGCAUGGAAGCAUUCCCUCAUAUGGAAACAAUCAAAUUCUUCUCUCAACAGCCAAGAGAUCACUACCCUCAAUCCCAGAUUAUGGAUUUCCACAACAAGGCAGAUGGGCAUGAGAGGCGGAUAGCAACCUACUUGGUGGAAAAUUUUCGAUUUCCGCAUGGCGGAAGUCUCGAAGCAUAUAUCUAUCAAACUCAAGCCAUACAGGCCGAAACAAUGAUGUUUGGGUAUCGAGGCUGGCGACGCCAGUGGGGGGAUGAGCGCCACUGUGGAGGAGCCCUUCUCUGGCAACUCAACGACUGCUGGCCGACUAUCUCAUGGGCGAUUGUUGAUUAUUUCCUCAGACCUAAACCUGCUUAUUAUGCAGUCAAGCGCGUGCUCAACCCUAUUGCCAUUGGUAUUCGACGGGAGCAUCAUGACUGGAGUGUUGUUCAUGCUCAGCCAGCGCUUGCUAGUCGAUAUGAAUUGUGGAUCGUCAGUAACAAACCCGAAAACCUACAUGGGAAAGUCGAGCUCCGGUUUAUUUCUAUUCAGACCGGAGAAGAGAUACGACCCCCGAUAAUCCGAGAGAAAGUUUUGAUUGCAGGAAACAGCACAUCAAACGUCAUUACUGACGGAAUCAUUGAUCAUGUUGCAGACUCGGAACCUCAUGUCUUGGCUGCACGAGUCUGGGUAAACAAGAAACUUGUAGCCCGAGAUACUGAUUGGCCACAGCCAUUCAAGUACAUUGAUCUGCCAAGACCGCUCAUCGAGAUCAAACGAUUGAGCUCAUUAUCCGACGGAGAAAAUAUUCGGACUAUCUCUAUUUCUGCAUCGAAGCCCGUCAAAUGCCUUGUCUUUGAAGAGCGCGACGGAGUCAAAUUUAGCGAUAACGCGCUGGAUAUUGUUCCUGGUGAUGUGCAAGAAGUGACCAUCUCGGGAUUGUCAGAGGACUCAUCAAGCUUGGCCUAUAGAUUCUUGGGACACGAAGAGUCUGCCCAAGAAGUCAUCGUUUAG
Molecule: messenger RNA, 2625 nt
Organism: Penicillium verhagenii
Lineage: Eukaryota; Fungi; Ascomycota; Eurotiomycetes; Eurotiales; Aspergillaceae
Product: beta-mannosidase
Exons: 6
Coding region: 1-2625 (874 amino acids)
Biological process (GO): glycoprotein catabolic process; carbohydrate metabolic process
Molecular function (GO): beta-mannosidase activity
Source: RefSeq, a predicted model, not a curated record